AUAACAGGCUUUAGAACACAAAACAUAACCUUGUUACGCAAAUAGAGAAUCAAACUUAAUCAUUUCAAGUUUAUUUUAUUAAUAAAGUACAAGAUAAGGAAUUAGAUUAAAAUUUAGAUCACCAUUUAGAUCAAUAUUUUGUAUAUUUUCACCUUUAAAAUAAAAUGAGCACUGACCCAGUUCCCAAUGAGAGUUCAAGUGAUGAUGAUAGUGUUGAAGAUGAGACUGAUGAUGGUGUUUUAAGAGAAAAACGUGAAAUUGCUUGGUGUGGCGUUGAAGACGAUGAAAAUAAUCCAACCCCCAGUUCAUCAUCAAACCAUUUUAACGAGUCAACAAAGAAAGUUAAACUUUCCUUUUAUGGAAAUCCCAAUUUUGGAAAUCGCAUGCAAUUGUAUUCAAGAACAAAACAUUUUUUAGCUAUUUACCCUGAUGGAACUGUACGAGGAACUCAAGAUCAAAACGAUUUACACACUUAUUUGGAAUUAAAAAACGCUGGGCCGGUUGGUUACGUAAGAAUCUUUGGAUUAUUAACGAAUCUUUACUUAGCAAUGGACAAAAACGGGCGCUUGUAUGGUGAAAAUAAUAUGUGGAUUGAAGGAACGGUUUUUGUUGAAUCUUUAAAUAGUCGACAGUACAAAGUUUAUUGCUCCAGCCUUUAUUCGAAUUGGUAUAUAGGGAUUAAAAGGUCGGGGAAGUUCAAAAAGGGCCCUCAAACGGGGGCACAUCAAAAAGCAACUGAAUUCUUAUCGGUUAGAGAUAAAUUUCAGUAGAUUUGUUAUGUUACAAAUGUUUAUUAGUAUUAUUUUUUAUACUAACUUCAAUUUUAAUGCAAAGUAUUA
This is a messenger RNA of Onthophagus taurus, 839 nucleotides long. Its product is annotated as fibroblast growth factor 2. Lineage: Eukaryota; Metazoa; Arthropoda; Insecta; Coleoptera; Scarabaeidae. Gene Ontology annotation, molecular function: growth factor activity. The record is from RefSeq and is a predicted model, not a curated record.